GCCCCCCCCCCUCCCCUUGCUGGUCAUGAUUAUUCCACUUGCAGCUCGGUGUUCGGCGUUUCGUUUCAACUCGAGCUUGCGAAGGUUCCUUCGAAUGAGCCUGGCGGACUGAUCCCUGGUCCGCACCUGUCCCAUUUGUACCGUCUUCGAGAUUUGGGUUUGACUCAUACGAGGCGGUAGGAUGUGAGGUGUUACAGAUCUUUGCCACUGAGAUUGGAUCGGCGGAAGCGAGGCAGUUCGAUAGAGGAAUCUAGAGUGAGGGAAUCUGUGAGUGGACACCGGUGUCCCGCUUUUUUGUGGGCUUUGCCAUUUCUCUCGACCGCUCUUGUGAUGUGAACGGAAGUCAUGUUUUAAGAUGUACUUUUGGAGAUACAAUUUGGAGAGGACCUACUUGUAUGACUUUAUUCUGAGAAAGUCAGCAGUUUCUCGUUUGAAGGUGAUGCUUGAGGAUAUUUCAGCAGCCUCGAAAGAUGGUGUUCUUAAGAGCCAAUUUUCACUUGGCAAAGAAGUUUGGUGGUGGAAGCGGCAACAUGACAUUAGAUGAAGCCGAGCGUCAAACACAUCAGGAGCUGGAGCGGCUCUACAUGUCAACUAGGGCUGCAAAGCAUUUCCAGAAGGAUGUCGUUAAAGGGGUAGAGGGUUUUGUGAGUACAGGUAAAAAGCAACUUGAGGUUGAAAGUAGGCUUGCAGAAGGUUGCAAAAAAUAUGGAUUGGAGGGUCCUAGUAUUACUCAGAAUCUCUCAAGAGCUACACAGCAUUACAGUUCAGCAAAGAAUAGGAUGGAGAAAGAGCGGGAAAAUUUUCACCGAGUUCUGGCUUCGCAGGUUGUAGAGCCUUUAAAAGCCAUGGUCCAUGGUGCACCUUUAGUGGAUGCCCGGCACUUGAAACAAAAGUAUGACCGUCUAUGCCAAGAAGUGGGUGAGCGCGCUUUUGAUGUCAACAGGAGGAAGUCCAAAGAUGCUAAUGGCAAUCCGGAACAUGCUGCCAAAUUGCGAGCAGCUCAGCAGAAGCUGGAAGAAAACACUUCCGCAAUGAGCGCAAUGGGUAAGAAUGCCACAUCUGCGAUGACUUUGGUUGAAUUUCAACAACAGCAAACCAAUCUUCAGAAGAUGCUCGCAUUGGUUGCUGCGGAGAGAGCAUAUUUUCAACGUGUAACCAGCAUUCUGGACACGUUGCAUCAUGAAAUUGAGUCUGAGGUUAGGAAAGCCUCAAACCCCUCGAAUUAUGGAGAUGGAGCUUCUCGCAACUCUUAUCAUGGGGCAGGACCCGUUCCAGAAAUUUCUUAUCCGGAAACUCUUUACCUGGAAAAUACUCCUACGGUUAAAGGAAUACCUUAUCAGGAAACCCGUCUGGAAAAUUCUCCUUCAGUUACAGAAAUUCCUUAUCCGGAAACUCCUCCUUCAGACAGUGAAACUGCUUAUACGGAAACUCAUUCAGACACAGAAACUCCUUAUCUUGAAACUCCUCCUUCAAACACCGUUAGCCACAUGACUGCGAAUCUAUCAGAAUCAGCUCACAACAUUUCAAACGAAAGCAACAAAGGGUAUGACAACGACCAUGACCAGGAAGUAGAAGUGCCUGCUUGUGUCGAAACCAAAAGCUUCUAUGCAGUUGCUACACACUCCUUUGAACGAGAGGACGAUGGAGAGCUCUCACUAUCAGUUGGUGACGAAGUUUUGGUACGCGAGGUUUCUUCAUCUGGCUGGUCCCAGGGAGAAUGCAAUGGCCAAUCGGGAUGGUUUCCUUCCACUUAUGUAGAGCGGAAGCAGCCCAUUCGAAAAGGACGAAGAAGGCCGGGGAGCGGUCAUGGUUCUGGAGGAUCAUGAAUCGUGUCGUGGAUGAAUCUGUACUAACCAGAAGAAUUAUUCAGGUGCUAAAUUCCAGUGCACUAGUCUGCAGAUUUCUCCUCAUUUGGCGGUCGUAGACAGAUACCGUACCCUGAUGAAGUCAUGUUUUUCUGAGCACCGAGGUACCGCUGGAGUGAAUCGUGGAGGUGGGCAAGCCGCGAAUUUAUCGCGCCGCCGAAAAUGAGAAUCUAAUCAUCAACCGAAUAUAGUAGGAUGUAUAGAUGCUGCAAAUGGAGUAACUUACCUUCUUUGUAUCAUCCCAUGCGUUUCAAGAGCUGAAAUAAUCUAAUUCGUACCAACUCAACUUGUUCUGGUUGAAUUUCAACACAAUAAACAGAUGGAAACAAUCUCCACUUACAGUA
Molecule: messenger RNA, 2209 nt
Organism: Physcomitrium patens
Lineage: Eukaryota; Viridiplantae; Streptophyta; Bryopsida; Funariales; Funariaceae
Source: RefSeq, a predicted model, not a curated record